UCACAAACACUGAUUUCAAGCAACUCUCAUACAAAAAACCUGUUUUGUUACUAAAAUCCGAUUCCGUUUUGUUUCUCAUCCCAGUCUUUCACAACACUUAAAAGUUUACUUGUUUUGUUAGGUCUGGACUCCAACAUCUCCUAAUUAAUUGUCCUAGAUCUCGCUUUGUUGUAUAUCAAGACACAAUCUCCAGUAAUAGAAACGGGGAAUACUAUUUUUGAAGAAACGCAAAAAAGGAGGAUAUACAUAUUUGCUGAUAGUGAAAAUGUCACAUCCUUUCAACACCUUUGCUCUCAAGAUGAAAGUACACUGCAGGGAUUGUGAAAAGAAACUGAAAAACGAGCUGCAAAACAUUAAGGGUGUUCGUUCAGUAGAAAUUGAUCAAAAACUUGGGAAAGUAAUCAUCUCAGGCAAAGUAGACCCUGCAAAAAUCCUAACAAAGCUUGAAAAGGUUGGGAGAGAAGCAGAAUUCUGGUGUGAACAAGAACAGAGUCGUAAAGAUAUCACACGGUCGAAAGUGAUUGAUCCACUGAAUGAUCCUGACAUUAUGACACAACUGAAGCAAUUUUCUGACCUUAGUGAUGAAAUUGUGGAGGUGAACAAAACUACUACGGUAACUUUCAAAGGGGAAUCAAGAAAUGGUGGCAACAAGACUGUGGAAAUUACCACUAUCACAAAAAAUGUGAAAAAACAUCAAGGUCAAGUGCUUACACAUGAUCAUGAUUGUUCACACAGUGGUGGUGGACUUUGUGCUGCUUCUUCAUCAUGUUGUGGUGGUCACUCUGCUAUAAGACAUGAUCUUCAUUAUGGAUGUUGCCAAUAUGGUAAUAAUACUAAUUUGGGUCCUUGUUGUGCACAUGGUAGAAACUCAUGUUAUUACCAUAGGAAAUAUGGUAACAAUUGUGCGCAUAACAGAAACUCAUGUUAUAAUUGUCAUUGCCAAUAUGGUAAUACUAGUUAUGAUUCUUGUUAUGCAAAUAGCAAUUCAGGGCCAAUAUGGUCAAAUGAUAUUAUUCCCUCGGCUCCACCUAUGCCAGAUGACUACAAUUAUAAGGCAUCACCAUCACCAUCACCAUCACCAUCGCCACCAUCCUCGGCAAGGCCUCAACCCUAUUACAGCUUCUUAAGCGACGAGAAUGUGAAUAGCUGCACAAUCCUAUGAUUUCAGCUUGUUUUUAUGUAAUAAAAGAGAGGUAUAUGUAAAUGUGUGCGCGUCUGCGUGCAUGUGUGUUGAGUUGUCCCAUAUCGGUGGGAUUUGAGGUCCUUGGUCUCUUUAUAUGGUCGGCGUGGGAUAAUACUGGGUAUGUUGUUGUUGUGGUCUCUUUAUAUGGUCUUGGGUAAUCCUCACCUCAUAAGCUAGCUUUUAGGGUUGAGUUAUGCCCAAGAUCCAUUUAUCAAUGUGUGUGUGUGUGUGUGUGAGAGAGAGAGAGAGAGAGAAGAGAAGAGAAGUGGAGUAGUUCAUUUAUAUAAUUACUUUUGUGUACCUACUUAGUUUGUAAUUUUUGCUCCUUGUACCACUCUUUAACAGUUGCUUUCUUUUUCUCUGUUUUUUCC
This is a messenger RNA of Nicotiana attenuata, 1554 nucleotides long. RefSeq lists its product as uncharacterized. The transcript is spliced from 2 exons. Gene Ontology annotation, molecular function: metal ion binding. NCBI's taxonomy places the organism in Eukaryota, Viridiplantae, Streptophyta, Magnoliopsida, Solanales, Solanaceae. The record is from RefSeq and is a predicted model, not a curated record. Bases 266 to 1162 code for a protein of 298 amino acids.